AUGUCGCCGAUUUAUAUGGAGGAUAAGCUCAGUGUCGACCGUGUCGCCGUCAUCGGCGCCGGGCCGUGCGGUCUCGCCGCUGCGAAAUACUUCUUGGCUGAGAAGAAGUUCUCAAAGGUGCAAAUCAUCGAGCAAAGAGAUACUGUUGGUGGCGUUUGGACAUACAGCUCCUUGAACGUCAUCGACAAUGAUUUCAGCAUCCCCAGGACACAGCCGACGAGGAAACCGGACACGGCAAUCGCUGUAGAAGGGCAUAAGGCCAAGCAAUUCGUCUCUCCUGUUUACGAUUACUUGGAGACCAAUAUUCCGCACACUCUGAUGAACUACUCCGACACAAAGUUUCCCUCGGAUGCGUCCCUGUUUCCGCCUCACCAGGUGGUGAAGAGAUAUCUGGAGGACUAUGCCAAAGAGCUGGAGCCCAUCAUCUCGCUGUCCACGCAGGUGUUAUCGCUGAAGAAAGUGCGAAGUGCGAACCAGGUUUGUUGGGAAAUUGAGACGCGCGACCUCAAGACGAAUGAGACAAGCAAGGCACAGUUUGAUGCGGUCAUGGUUGCGAGCGGGCAUUACAACGAUCCCUUCAUCCCAGAUAUUCCCGGCCUCGCCGACUUUGACAAGGCGCAUCCGGGCUCAAUCUCACACUCAAAGUUCUAUCGCAAUGCCUCCCAAUAUGAGGGAAAGAAGGUCAUCAUCGUCGGCAACUCGGCCUCCGGUAUCGACCUGAGUGCGCAGAUCUCGACAGUCUGUAAACUGCCCAUCAUCGUCUCUGAAAAGACCGUUCCCAACACGCCGGCUGAAGACCGCUCAUCAUGGGCCAAGAUGGUACCCGAAAUUCUCGAGUUCAUCCCCGAGGGCCGCAAGGUCCGCUUCGCAAACGGCGAGACCGAGGCGGACGUCGACGGCGUGGUCUUCUGCACGGGUUACUUCUACAGCUUCCCCUUCCUCCGCGACCUCUCCCCGCCGGUGGUCACGGAUGGUGCGUACGCUCGCAAUCUGUACGAGCAUUUGCUCUACAUCGACGACCCGACGCUGGCCUUCGCAGGCAUCCCGCAGCGCAUUGUUCCGUUCCCCGUGGCGGAAGGGCAAGCGGCUUGGGUUGCGCGCGUGUGGGCUGACCGGCUGCGACUCCCUAGCACGGCUGAGAUGAGAGAGUGGGAGACGAAGAUGCUCAAAGAUAAGGGAGAAAGCAAGAUGCUACACAAUCUCGCAUUCCCGAAGGACCUGGAGUAUAUCAACAUGCUUCAUGCGAGGAGUCUCGAGGCGGACAAGCGACCUGAUCUUGAGAAUGAUGGUGUCGGUAAGAUACCUCCGUUCUGGGAUGAUGAGAAGAGGUGGACGAGAGAGCGAUUCCCUCUCAUCAAGAUCGCGUCGCGAAAGCUGGGCGAGAAGAGACACGAGAAGGACCCCAUCAAGUACCAGCCCGGCAAGGGCGGAGGCUUUGAGCGAACCGAGGCCCAGUUUCGCAGCUUCAUCACCAAAGAUCCCAACUCGAAGUUUCCUGCUGAAAAGGGGCGGUAUGCUCUCUAUGUUAGUCCUGGCUGUCCGUGGUGUCACAGAGUGAUGAUCGUUCGCGCUCUCAAGCGCCUUGAAGAUUACAUCGAUCUCUACAUCGCCGACAUGGGCAUGGGAAAAGAGGGCUGGCACUUCACGGAUAGCCCCGAAGCCGCCAAGCUCGGCGUUCUUCCCAAAGAUCCCGUGUAUGGCUUCAAGACCGUCAAGCAGCUCUAUCAAAAAGCCAGUCCUGGCUAUGAUGGUCGUGUGACGGUGCCUGUUCUCUGGGACAAGAAGACACACUCUCUUGUCAGCAAUGAGUCGAGCGAGAUUAUUCGCAUGCUGUAUACUGAGUUCGACCACCUGCUUCCCGAGGAAGAUCGGGAAAUCAGCAGGCCAGGUGGCGGGCUGUAUCCCGAGAAGUUGCGAAAGGACAUCGACGAGAUUAACGAUUGGGUGUAUCACACCGUAAACAACGGCGUCUACAAAUGCGGUUUUGCCUUCAUGCAAUCUGCUUAUGAGGCCAACGUCGACCAUCUAUUCCAGUCGCUGGAACGUUUGGAGGACAUACUCAAGAAUCGGCCAUUCUUGCUUGGAGAUCAGAUCACGGAAGCAGACGUCCGUCUGUUCCCGACCAUUGCCCGAUUUGAUGUGGCUUAUGUGCCCAUCUUUCAAUGCAAUCUCGCCACCAUUCGGAACGACUACCCGAAUCUGCACCUGUGGUACAGGAGGCUCUACUGGGACCAGAGCGAGAGGACGCAUGGUGCCUUCUUCAAGACUACUGAUACUUGGAUCUCUCGAUUUAAAGAAGGAUACGGAAACGCCAGAUAUCGGGUGUUAGGAAUUGAGGGGCCUCUGAUCAUUCCGAAGGGCCCACGGGUCUUGAUUCACGAGCUGAGCGAGGAGGAAAGGCUGUAA
Colletotrichum karsti is the source of this 2406-nucleotide messenger RNA. RefSeq names its product putative flavin dependent monooxygenase. Bases 1 to 2406 code for a protein of 801 amino acids. Gene Ontology annotation, molecular function: flavin adenine dinucleotide binding; NADP binding; glutathione transferase activity. The record is from RefSeq and is a predicted model, not a curated record. Lineage: Eukaryota; Fungi; Ascomycota; Sordariomycetes; Glomerellales; Glomerellaceae. The transcript is spliced from 5 exons. Gene Ontology annotation, cellular component: cytoplasm.